AUCUGUGUAGUGGCUGAACUUGGUGGCUGUAUCACAAUCAGGGCAGUUGAACAUGGAGGGCCAAAUUAAAUAAUAAUAAAUAAUAAUUGAACUUUAUUGAUCUCACAAUGGAGAAAUUGAUCUUUUCAACCUGUCUUAUCUGCAGUUAACCCAGCAUCUGAAGUAAAAUUUACUAAAGUGUCCUCUGCAGGAGGACAUGAAAGCAGAUAAACAGGUGAAGUCAGGGGCAGGGCAAAACUGGAAAUACGAGUUUCAGCGUCAGUUACAAGAAAUUCUCAGACGUUUCUGGAUCUCAGCAGCGCUUCAGUCAAGAUUAAUGUUCCUUUCUGUCAAAAAUAGAAGAAAAUAAAGAGGAAAAAAACUGAGAUUCACCUUCUGCCCCUCAACAACACACUGAGAUACUGAGUUCAGAAAUGUCUUCUGGCAGCAACCUGAGGUCUGAGGAUCAGUUUCUGUGCUCCAUCUGUCUGGAUGUGUUCACUGAUCCAGUCAGCACACCAUGUGGACACAACUUCUGCAAAGCCUGCAUCACUCACUACUGGGAGGAAAAUGAAAGAUGUCAUUGUCCUGUAUGUAAGAAGGUGUUCAAGAUGAGACCUGAGGUGGAAAUCAACACCUUGAUCAGAGAGAUGGUUGCUCAGUUCAGACAUAAAGCUCAGCAGGAAGCCAGCAGCAGAAGCUCAGCUGCUAAACCAGGAGAAGUUCCCUGUGACGUCUGCACUGGAACCAAGCUGAAGGCCCUGAAGUCCUGCCUGGUGUGUCUGCUCUCCUACUGUCAGACUCACCUGGAGCCUCAUCUGACCACUCCAGGUCUGAAGAAACAUCAGCUGAUGGAGCCUGUGGAGAACCUGGAGGACAGGAUGUGUCUGCAGCACGAUAAACCUCUGGAGCUGUUCUGUAGGACCGACCAGACAUGUGUCUGCUCUCUCUGUCCUGUUCUAGACCACAAGAACCACGAGUUUGUUCCUCUGAGAGAAGAAUCUGAAGGAAAGAAGGCAGAGCUGAAGAAGACCGAGGCUGAAGUUCAGAAGAUGAUCCAGAGCAGACGAGUGAAGAUCCAGGAGAUCAAAGAGUCGGUGAAGAUCAGUAAAGAUGCUGCAGACAGAGAGAAAGCAGAAGGUGUUCAGGUCUUCACUGCUCUGAAGGAGGCUGCUGAGAGAGGGCUGGAGGAGCUCAUCAAGGAGAUCCAAGACAAACAGAAAACUGCAGAGAAACAGGCUGAAGACUUCAUCAAAGAUCUGGAGCAGGAAAUCUCUGAGCUGAUGAAGAAGAGCUCUGAGGUGAAGCAGCUCUCACAGUCUGAAGACCACCUCCACCUCCUCCAAAGCUUCUCCACCCUGAAAGCUGCUCCACCCACCAAGAACUGGACAGAGGUCAGAGUUCAUCCUCCAUCAUAUGAGGGGACUGUGGUGAGAGCUGCUGCUCAGCUGCUGGAGAAGAUGAAGGAGAUCAAGAAGAUGUUGGAGGCUGAGCUGAAGAGGGUCCAGCAGUAUGCAGUGGAUGUGACUCUAGAUCCUGAUACAGCUCAUCCUAAACUAAUCCUGUCUGAUGAUGGAAAACAGGUGAAACUUGGAGAUGUGAGGAAGAAGCUUCCAGACAAUCCAGAGAGAUUUUCUCAGUGUGUUUGUGUUUUAGGACAUCAGAGUUUCUCUUCAGGAAGAUUUUACUUUGAGGUUCAGGUGAAAGGAAAAACUGACUGGACUUUAGGAGUGGCCAGAGAGUCCAUCAACAGGAAGGGACAAGUCGCUCUGAGUCCUCAGAAUGGUUUCUGGAUUGUUGUGUUGAGAAAUAGAAAUGAGUACCUAGCUUGUGCUGAACCUCCAGUCCGUCUCCAUGUCCAGCCUGGUCCUGAGAAGGUGGGGGUGUUUGUGGAUUAUGAGGAGGGUCUGGUCUCCUUUUAUGAUGUAGAUGCUGCAGCUCUGAUCUACUCCUUUACCGGCUGCUGCUUCACUGAGAAGAUCUAUCCAUACUUCAGUCCCUGUUUAAAUGAUGGAGGUAAAAACUCUGCUCCUCUGAUCAUCUGUCCUGUUAAUCAGGAUGAUUUUAAAUCUGAUGAAUCUGAACCAGAACCAGAAUCAGAACCAGAACCAGAUGAAGCUCCAUGAAUAAUGAACCUGUGGGUGAAGAACCUCCAGUCUGAGUGACUCUUAGGUUUUUGUAAAUACAGCCAUGUUAGAAAUCAAGGUGAGAGCAGACUUAAAAUUGUAGUUUACGUAAUAAUGUGGACUGUAGCAUCGCCUCUGAUGUUAAGGUCCCAGUCAGUGAAACUACAGGUGGACGUUUCUGUGGAUCAUUCUUGGAUCAAGUCAAAGACUCCAUGAAAUCUGCUGGAUUUCCUUAGAUAGAAAACUUUUAACCAAAUUGUCUAAAUCAGGGAUUCCCAGAGUGUGGAGCUGCCACUAGGGGUCGCGCAAGAUGAGAAAUGUGAUGGCCGUCUGACUGUGUUUUUUCCCCACACCAUAAAGAUGUAUAAAUAAAUAUUUCCUUUGUAAAAAUUAGAAUCAAAAACUAUAAAUGUAAUAAAUAAAAAGAUGUAUUGAACCACUGAUGAUGUCAUGACCACUGAUGAUGUCAUGACCACUGAUGAUGUCAUGACCACUGAUGAUGUCAUGACCCCACCGCUGCUGCUGGGGGAAACUGGUGGUAGACGUGGUUUCUAUGCUCACACUCAGAGCUGUAAUACUUUUCAUUGUAACUCAGACAGGUGCAGUUCAUUUAAAAGAUGCAGUUUUAGCGCAUAUUCAGACAGAAACAGGGAAACCAGCAACUGGUGGUGGGCCUGCAGGGAGCUUAGGUGUGUUGCUGUGGGCGUGUCUACCUGCUGAAGGUAACCAAUGAGAAACAAUCAGGAAAUAACUUUUAAUUUCUCUGAUUAAUAACUGCUUUAGCGCUCUGUUGUUGUUACUCUGUGUCACUCUACCAAAGUGUUAAACUUCUUCAUGUUUCUAUUUUGCAGCGUAAAUUGUGAGUCAGACUUAAGCAGACUCAGACGUUUCAGGUUGUGGAGGUUUGAUCUGAGUCUCUUUCUGUCUCUGAGCCACUGAUAAACCUGAAAAUCCUAAAGAUUGUGCUGUGGAUGUUGUAACUUUAUUGCAAUUUAAUUCAAAUUAUGUUCUUAUUUUAUUUCAAUAACCUUCGUUAUGAUGAUUUUGUUGUAACUGCAACUUUAAAUUUUUUUAUUUUGAUUUUGUUCAAUUGAG
This is a messenger RNA of Fundulus heteroclitus (mummichog), 3200 nucleotides long. RefSeq names its product E3 ubiquitin-protein ligase TRIM21-like. Gene Ontology annotation, molecular function: protein binding; zinc ion binding. Lineage: Eukaryota; Metazoa; Chordata; Actinopteri; Cyprinodontiformes; Fundulidae. The record is from RefSeq and is a predicted model, not a curated record. The transcript is spliced from 2 exons. The coding region runs from base 414 to 2105 and encodes 563 amino acids.